AUGGUCUUAGAUCAAGCGCAGUCGAGUGUGGACAAUGGCACAUUGACAGAAAGCUAUGUGGAGAUCAAUCCUGCUGCAAACACUGCUCUUCCUGACCCAUCAACUCCCACAACAGAACUUAAGGCAGAGACAACCCAACCACCGGAUUCCUCCAGGAUAGAGGUGGUUUCAGUGACGGAGGAAGACCUCCCCACUGUUGAGACCCCCAACACACUGAACCUUAGCCCCCUGGGCAGCGUUGCCCAAUCGGAGAACGAUUCUACCAAACCUGAAGAGCCCCGACUUCCAGCUGCACCUAGCCCCACCAUGCCAAUCACCAAGGUGCAGACAUUUAUUAACGAGGAGGACUUGGAUAAAAGCUGGAGGAGCAGACUGUUGUCCCACCGCUUGGAGCUGGUAAUCGCUUCGUGCCUCAUUGUGGUGGUCACUCUCGCUCUUGGCAUUGGCCUUGGAGUGGGUCUGACCUGUGUAGGAAAGUUUCGUUGUGGCUCAUCUUCUAAAUGCAUCAGGCCCUGGGCUCAGUGUGAUGGAGAGUUGGACUGUGACAAUGGCGAGGACGAGCUUGGCUGUGUGCGUCUUAGUGGGAGGAGCUCGGUCCUGCAGGUCCAGAGAGGGGGAGCAUGGAGGACAGUGUGCUCAGAGGGCUGGAACAACUGGCUGGGGAUCUCUGCCUGCAAGCAGCUGGGAUACUCCAGGUAUGUGGAGUCAUUCUUCGUCUCUCUGAUCUCCAUUGAGCAGGACCUUCAAUACAACCUGGUGUCCAUCAACCUGAGCCAGUCGCAGAUCAUUAAGCUCCAGAACGCCACAACCUUCAGUCACACUCAGUGCAGCUCAGGGAAGGUGACCACUGUCAAAUGUCUGGAGUGCGGUUCCAGACCACAGUACAACACUCGUAUUGUUGGAGGUAACAUCUCCAAGCCCGGUCAGUUCCCCUGGCAGGUCAGCCUCCACUUCAGCAGUGAACACCUGUGCGGAGGCUCCAUCAUAACAUCACGCUGGGUCCUCACUGCAGCACACUGUGUGUAUGGGUUUGCAGACCCCUCCAUGUGGGUGGUCCACGUGGGGCUGACGGAGCAGCCAGUCCACGGGGCUCAGUCUCUGGCUGUGGAGCAGAUCAUAUACCACCCUCGCUACAGACCAAAAGGACUGGACUACGACAUCGCGCUGAUAAAACUGGCCAUGUCACUGGCUUUCAAUGGCUUUGUUGAGCCCAUCUGCCUGCCAAACAAUGGGGAGGAGUUUGAGGAGGGCACCAUGUGCUGGAUCUCUGGAUGGGGAGCAACGGAGGAUGAAGGAGAGACCAGUGUGGUUUUGCGCUCAGCCGUGGUGCCACUCCUCUCCACUAAAACCUGCAACCAGCCAGAGGUUUACCAAGGCCUCAUCUCCUCCUGGAUGAUCUGUGCAGGAUUCCUAGAGGGAGGGACGGACUCCUGUCAGGGGGACAGUGGAGGUCCUCUGGCCUGUGAGGACUCGUCCGUAUGGAAGCUGGUUGGUGCGACCAGCUGGGGAAUUGGCUGCGCUAUGAGGAGCAAACCAGGCGUUUACACACGCGUUACACAGUCGCUCAGCUGGAUCCGCCAACAGAUGGAGAGAGAAGAGGCUUACAAUUCUCCAAUGCUGAGCACAGACAACUGAAGCCCCAAGUUACUUCUUAGGAUUU
Anoplopoma fimbria (sablefish) is the source of this 1660-nucleotide messenger RNA. It is a transcript of the gene tmprss3a, whose product is annotated as transmembrane serine protease 3a. The transcript has 14 exons. The record is from RefSeq and is a predicted model, not a curated record. Gene Ontology annotation, cellular component: membrane. Gene Ontology annotation, molecular function: protein binding; serine-type endopeptidase activity. NCBI's taxonomy places the organism in Eukaryota, Metazoa, Chordata, Actinopteri, Perciformes, Anoplopomatidae. Bases 1 to 1635 code for a protein of 544 amino acids. Gene Ontology annotation, biological process: proteolysis.